AUGCAAAAGAACAUCUGCUAUCGGCAACGAAGGAGAAAGGAAGUCGUCUAUGACGAUUGCGUACUCGAGGACUCUUUGUCCCAAGGUGACUGGCCCAUCGAGGAGGACCCAAACGUGGACUACGAGAUGCUGCUCAGAGGAUUACGAGCCUGUGCUGAGCGUGCCUCGAAGCCGCGCACGACAAACUUGGAUCGAAUUUCGAAGACCACCAAGAAAUUGUUGGAAGGAAGAAGGGCUUUGAGGCUUGAUCCGGAUGCAUCGCAAAUUGAACGGGAUCUCCGCGAAUAUAAUAUCCCACUAGCAGCCUUGCUGAGCGAAAACGGGACUCGCACGUCUUCUCGUCGUGAGAUGGAAAUCAUUACGGAGAGAGUCUACUCGAACCUUUUCCGUUCAUCAACUCCUGUGUCAAGCCCGAUCAUCCCCACUGGUGAAGCUCCACUACAGAUUCCCCCUUCGGAAUUACGAGUCGCUAUCAAGAGCAUGAAACCUGGCACAGCUCCCGAACCUGAUUUUAUAUCAGCAGACCUUCUUCGGGCUGGUGGCCAUUCACUUCAUGUAAUCUUAGCAGCGCACAUGACAUCCUACCUUCAGAAAGAAAGGACCCCAGACCAGUCGAAGACCUCGCGAACCGUUCCUAUCCAUAGGAAGGCCACCGAGAGGACCUUCGGAACUACCUUUCGAUAUGCUUGCUGA
Messenger RNA from Necator americanus (New World hookworm), 693 nucleotides. RefSeq lists its product as uncharacterized. The transcript has 2 exons. The record is from RefSeq and is a predicted model, not a curated record. NCBI's taxonomy places the organism in Eukaryota, Metazoa, Nematoda, Chromadorea, Rhabditida, Ancylostomatidae. Bases 1 to 693 code for a protein of 230 amino acids.